AUGGGCUGGAGCGGCCACGAGUCCGGGGCACCUGAGUCUACUCGUCCUUACCCCAACUGGGACGUAGCUAAGGGCUGGAUUUCUCUCUUUGGAGCUGCCCCAGGAACCCUCAGAGCUCCAAGCUCCGGAGACGCCCCGGGCAACAGCCAGUGCCACCGUUACUCCAGGGAGCGCGCCGACAGGGAGAAUACCGUCAGGCCUGCGAAGGCGCGGCUCUGCCAGUGGCUUCUACGCCUGCCAGGCUCGAGUCUAGCUACCCCGCGCCUGGGGCCAGCUGCUGCCACCCUGGGCCCGGGUCUGGACCAGUGCCCCCCGAGUUUCGGUAGAGUUGCCUCCCGGCAGGAGCUGGGACUGAGUCCGUGUUCCAGGCGCUAUUUUCCUCGUGUCUCCCCGCGACAGACGUGGCCCUGGGCUUCCUUCGAGGGCUUCCCGGGCCAGGGUGCCUGGAGCCCCGAGCGACGGCGGCGGCCGGGCACCGGGGCGCAGGGGGUGCCGCUCUACGCGCCCACGCCGUUGCUGCAGCCGGCGCACCCGACGCGGUUCUACAUCGAGGACAUCCUGGGCCGCGGGCCUGCCGCGCCCACCCCCGCCCCCACGCUGCCGUCCCCCAACUCCUCCUUCACCAGCCUCGUGUCCUCCUACCGGACCCCGGUGUACGAGCCCACGCCGAUCCACCCCGCCUUCUCGCACCACUCCGCCGCCGCGCUGGCCGCUGCCUACGGACCCGGCGGCUUCGGGGGCCCUCUGUACCCUUUCCCGCGGACGGUGAACGACUACACGCACGCCCUGCUCCGCCACGACCCCCUGGGCAAACCCCUGCUCUGGAGCCCUUUCUUGCAGAGGCCUCUGCAUAAAAGGAAAGGCGGCCAGGUGAGGUUCUCCAACGACCAGACCAUCGAGUUGGAGAAGAAGUUUGAGACCCAGAAAUACCUCUCUCCGCCCGAGAGGAAGCGUCUGGCCAAGAUGCUGCAGCUCAGCGAGAGACAGGUUAAAACCUGGUUUCAGAAUCGACGCGCUAAAUGGAGAAGACUGAAACAGGAGAACCCUCAAAGUAAUAAAAAAGAAGAACUGGAAAGUUUGGACAAUCCCUGUGACCAGAGGCAAGACUUGCCCAGUGAGCAGAAUAAAGGUGCUUUGGAUAGCUCUCAAUGUUCACCCUCCCCAGCCUCCCAGGAAGACCUUGAAUCAGAAAUUUCAGAGGAUUCCGAUCAGGAAGUGGACAUUGAGGGCGAUAAAGGCUAUUUUAAUGCUGGAUGAUGACCACUGACAUUGGCAUGUUCAGAAAACUGGACUUGGGAAUAAUAUUGGCUACAGAAAAUCUCAAUAGACAUACUGGAAAACUAUGAGAAAGGGAAUCAAUUUUCUGGUAUUCUGGAAACCUAAAAUAUUUGGUGCACUGGCUAAGCAGCAAACUUACAUUGAAACCUUAAUUUUGACUUAAAUGGUUUUUGUACUGAUUGUAGAUUAUAUGAUGAAGGGACUCUUCACUGGUUAAAUUCACCCCCUUUUAAAAAAGGUAAAUUGUUUUUUCUAUUUAUAGAAAGUAAUUUUGAACUUUUUUGUUAAAUUUUUAAGUUAUAACUAAGGAUUUUAAUAAGAUCUUCUUGAAUGACUUUUUAAUCUGUAUCUACAUCCCACUUAAUGGAAAAGCAAAAGGGCACCCCAGAUCCAGAGGUAUGCCUUGGUAAGGGAGCCCACAUUUCAGGCAGCCUUGGAAUAUUUUAAAAGGAAACUUCCUUUACUUUUAUAUUACAUUCUUAUACUGCUGCCUUAAAUCCAGUAUGAUCUCAGAGCUCCUAUCUCGGGGAUGUGUGUGUUCUUUUUGUCAGAGAGAUAUAGUUGAUAAGAAUCUUAAAUGCUUGUUAUGCACUAUCACUUAGUACCUUCUAUGACCAAGGUGUUAAGGGAAUAGUACAGUCCAAUUCAAGCAGAGAAACUGACUCGUCGGUGACCAAAAUUAAUCACAGAUGAACUAGAAGUAGCAGGUUAAUUAAAUGUAAGUAGACUGUAGAUAUUGUGUUUUAUAUCAAACAGUGUUUAUAAUGUGUGUAUAUAUAAUUGUUCACUGUAAAAAAAAUGACCAAAAUGGUGUUUUUUAAAAUGAGUAACUUGUGUAUAAAAUAAACCCUUCGGUGGGACGACUGACCUCGA
Messenger RNA from Ailuropoda melanoleuca (giant panda), 2151 nucleotides. RefSeq names its product hematopoietically expressed homeobox (gene HHEX). Lineage: Eukaryota; Metazoa; Chordata; Mammalia; Carnivora; Ursidae. The record is from RefSeq and is a predicted model, not a curated record. Gene Ontology annotation, biological process: cell differentiation; regulation of transcription by RNA polymerase II. The transcript has 5 exons. Gene Ontology annotation, molecular function: RNA polymerase II cis-regulatory region sequence-specific DNA binding; DNA-binding transcription factor activity, RNA polymerase II-specific. The coding region runs from base 1 to 1257 and encodes 418 amino acids.